Molecule: messenger RNA, 924 nt
Organism: Callorhinchus milii (elephant shark)
Lineage: Eukaryota; Metazoa; Chordata; Chondrichthyes; Chimaeriformes; Callorhinchidae
Gene: trappc4
Product: trafficking protein particle complex subunit 4
Exons: 5
Coding region: 26-685 (219 amino acids)
Biological process (GO): endoplasmic reticulum to Golgi vesicle-mediated transport
Cellular component (GO): TRAPP complex
Source: RefSeq, a predicted model, not a curated record
CGCGCCCCGCCCGCCCGCCGCUAAAAUGGUGGUGUUCAGUGUGUAUGUGGUGAAUAAAGCGGGCGGUCUGGUCUAUCAAUAUGACAACUACUCGCCCCGCAGCGACGCCGAGAAGACGUUCAGCUUCCCCCUGGACCUGGUGCUGAAGGUGCACGACGAGAGGGUGGUGGUGGCUUUCGGCCAAAGAGACGGCAUCAGAGUUGGAUACGCCGUGCUCUCCAUUAAUGGUACCGAUGUGAAUGGGCGCCAUAUGUCCGAUAACCGAGACGUAUUGGAGUUUCUGAACAACUCUUUCAAUUACCCACUGGCCAUUCGAUUCGGACGUCCUCGCUUGACAUCUAAUGAGAAACUAAUGUUGGCUUCCAUGUUUCAUUCGUUAUUUGCAAUUGGUUCCCAACUGUCUCCGGAGCCUGGAAGUUCUGGAAUCGAAGUCUUGGAGACGGACACCUUCAAACUCCACUGUUUCCAAACACUGACAGGAAUCAAGUUCAUCGUAUUGGCGGACCCGAGGCAGGCUGGGAUUGAUUCUCUCCUACGAAAGAUUUACGAAAUUUAUUCAGACUUUGCUCUUAAGAACCCUUUCUACUCUCUAGAGAUGCCGAUCAGGUGUGAACUUUUUGAACAGAAUCUGAAGGCUGCGUUAGAAGUAGCAGAAAAGGCUGGAACCUUUGGGACUGGAUCUUGAGCUGCUGGGAGUGUGUGUGUGACACUGACUAAGGUUCAGAACGUUCACGGAACCAGCAGGCAGACUCUCGUGUACAUAUUUUAUCGCUGCGUGCGUUCAGACACCGUUGAAAUGUUAAAAAAAAGUGGCAGUAAAAUUUAAUUUGAACAGAGAUGUAAUAUAAAUGUGUAACCGGGCUUCAUGUACAUAUGGACAAUAAACUUGCAAUUGAAAUUGCUUCUUCGAGCAAGAAAAUAGAA